Molecule: messenger RNA, 1434 nt
Organism: Trypanosoma cruzi
Lineage: Eukaryota; Euglenozoa; Kinetoplastea; Trypanosomatida; Trypanosomatidae
Product: 6-phosphogluconate dehydrogenase, decarboxylating, putative
Exons: 1
Coding region: 1-1434 (477 amino acids)
Biological process (GO): pentose-phosphate shunt, oxidative branch; pentose-phosphate shunt
Cellular component (GO): cytosol
Molecular function (GO): NADP binding; phosphogluconate dehydrogenase (decarboxylating) activity
Source: RefSeq, a predicted model, not a curated record
AUGGACGUUGGCAUUGUUGGACUUGGUGUCAUGGGUGCCAACCUGGCACUAAACAUUGCAGAGAAAGGGUUUCACGUUGCGGUAUUCAAUCGCACAUACUCCAAGGCGGAGAGUUUUAUUAAAGAGCAUGCCUCGGCUCCUUUUGCGGCAAAUCUCAAGGCAUAUGAGACGAUGAAGUCUUUUAUUAUGGCCAUUAAAAAGCCGCGCAAGAUAUUUAUUCUUGUUCAGGCUGGCGCUGCUACUGACGCGACGAUUGAGCAAUUAAAAGGCGUCCUGGAGAAGGAUGACAUUAUUGUGGACACGGGUAACGCUCACUUCAAGGAUCAGACCCGCCGGGCCGAACAACUGGAGGCAGCAGGUCUGCGUUUUCUUGGAAUGGGCAUUUCCGGUGGGGAAGAGGGCGCCCGAAAAGGCCCUGCCUUUUUUCCCGGUGGCACGUUGAGUGUAUGGAAAGAAAUCCAACCAGUGGUUGAAGCUGCCGCGGCAAAGGCCGAUGAUGGCCGUCCGUGUGUCACUAUGAAUGGCCGUGGUGGGGCCGGUUCGUGUGUCAAGAUGUACCAUAACGCUGGGGAGUAUGCCGUUCUGCAGGUAUGGGGCGAGGCCUUUGACGUUCUUCGUGCAAUGGGGUUAAGCAACGAUGAGGUGGCUGCUGUAUUUGAGGACUGGAAGGCUAAGGGGUUUUUGACUUCAUAUAUGCUCGAUAUUUCCAUCGUCGCCGCGCGUGCCAAGGUUGCGGAUGGCAGCCAUCUUUCUGAACACGUCAAGGACUGUAUUGGUUCUAAAGGCACGGGUCUAUGGUCUGCGCAGGAAGCGCUAGAGGUUGGUGUACCCGCACCAAGUCUAAACAUGGCUGUGUUGUCACGGCAGAUGACAAUGUACAAGUCGGAACGUGAGCUAAAUGCAAAGACACUUCCUUUUGUUCUAAAAGUCCCUGGAUACGCAAUAAAGGACAAGAGUCCCAACGCACCAGAGAUUCGACAACUCUACCAUGCUGUUUCCAUCGCGAUUAUAGCGUGCUAUGCGCAAAUGUUUCAAUGCCUCCGAGCUCUGGAUAAAGUGUAUGAUUUUGGUUUGGAUCUUCCAGCCACCAUUGCCACUUUCCGCGCCGGUUGCAUUUUGAAGGGUUAUCUCCUUCAGCCUAUGACGGAGGCCUUCGCAAAGAAUGUAAAGCUAAGUAACCUGCUCUGUGCCUUUGAAAAGGAAAUAAGAGAAGGACUGCAGAGCUACCGCGAUAUCUUGGGUUUUAUCACUUCCAAGACAGCCUUGACGCUCCCUGUGCUCUCAGCCUCUCUGGUGUACGUUAAUGGGAUGUUUACCCCGACGCUAAGGUACGGUCAACUUGUUUCUUUGCAAAGGGAUGUAUUUGGCCGCCACGGAUACGAGCGGCUAGACAAGGAGGGCCGUGAAUCCCACCAAUGGCCGGAGCUACAGUGA